Messenger RNA from Beauveria bassiana ARSEF 2860, 1251 nucleotides. Its product is annotated as Putative Zn(II)2Cys6 transcription factor. The coding region runs from base 1 to 1251 and encodes 416 amino acids. The record is from RefSeq and is a predicted model, not a curated record. Gene Ontology annotation, biological process: regulation of transcription by RNA polymerase II. NCBI's taxonomy places the organism in Eukaryota, Fungi, Ascomycota, Sordariomycetes, Hypocreales, Cordycipitaceae. The transcript is spliced from 2 exons. Gene Ontology annotation, molecular function: zinc ion binding; DNA-binding transcription activator activity, RNA polymerase II-specific.
AUGACGCGAAAAUCACAUAAAAAAUCAAGAAACGGCUGUGUCGAAUGCAAACGACGGCAUAUCAAAUGCGACGAAACGAAGCCGCAGUGCACCAACUGCGUCGUGGUGGAACGGACCUGCGAAUACGCAGCAAUACGGCGUCGCAAACCUCCCCAAGCACGACAAGGCCGCGUGGAAGCUCGCAAAUCGACUCCGGAUACGCUUCGCACAGAGACACCUCGCCCCCCUGAGAAUCUCUCACCAACCGUUUGCCCUACUACCGAUGCAAUCGUCAGCGCAGCGAGUACGCCGGCGCAAGGCGCCUCGGCCGUGUCGCCUGAGCACAGCCUCGCAUCUGCUAAUGCGUCGGGUCCGGAUGCGUCUGUGAAUAUCCAUCACAUGCGCCUCAUUCUUCACUUUUCGCUACCCACAGCCGUUCCCGAGAUUCCCGACCAUCUCGCCAAGGGCGGCACUGAGCUCGUGCUGCGAGUUGCCUUGGAGACGCCCUAUCUGCUUCAUCAGAUCCUGGCCUUGUCGGCGCGGCACCUCGCCCAUGUGCAUCCGAGCGAGUUCCAAUUCUACUACGGACAGGCUUUGAAUCUGCAGACCAAGGCUAUCGAAGGGUUCAGCGCCUCGCAGCCCCUCACCAGCGACGCAUGCAUGCCCGCCGUCCUCUUCUCGUCCCUUCUCUCUCGCCACUCGUUGGUGGACACGCUCAACAACACGCGACAAGGCGACUUUGCCGCGUUUCUCGACAGCUUUGUGCAGUGCGCGCAGCUUCAGAGAGGGAUCCGCGCCGUCGUUUCUGGCGUGUCCUGGUCGAGCCUGCUCGAGUCCGACCUCGCUCCUCUGCUCGAAUGGGGGGCGCGCAGCGCGCAUCAAGCGGCACGCGGCCAUGAAUUCGAUCAGCUCCUGCGGCUCAUUGCCAUAACCCCAGGGUUGGACCCUGUAUCCCGAGAAUCGUGCCGCACCGCCGUGUAUCAUCUUCAAGUCGGCCUCGAUGAGCUGACCAGGCCCGUGUCGGGCAAGAAUUCGUAUCAGAUGCUGUUUAGCUGGAACAUCUAUCUGCCAGAGGAAUUUAUUGAUUUACUUGCGCAGCACCGGCCUGAAGCGGCUGCUAUUAUGGGCUGGUAUGCGGUGCUGCUGCACCACGGUCGACAUUUGUGGCAUAUUGGCGAUGCCGGCGAUUUUAUUUUAAGAUCUUUGGUCGACUUUUUGGGUGUUGAGUGGUCGCAUUGGCUAGAGUGGCCACGAUCCAUGGUGCAGAGCUGA